AUGGGGAGGGUCAUCCGAGCGCAGAGGAAGGGUGCCGGCUCCGUGUUCAAGUCCCACACUCAUCACCGGAAGGGGCCGGCGAGGUUCCGAUCGCUCGACUUCGGCGAGCGCAAUGGAUACCUAAAGGGCGUGGUCACAGAUAUUAUCCAUGACCCCGGCCGUGGCGCGCCACUAGCACGCGUCACCUUCCGCCAUCCCUUCCGCUACAAGCAACAGAAGGAGCUCUUCGUUGCGGCGGAGGGAAUGUACACCGGCCAGUUCGUGUUCUGCGGGAAGAAGGCCAACCUAAUGGUUGGCAACGUUCUCCCGCUCCGAUCCAUCCCGGAAGGAGCAGUAGUGUGCAACGUUGAGCACUACGUCGGCGACCGUGGUGUCUUCGCCCGGUGCUCGGGGGACUAUGCUAUUGUCAUCAGCCACAACCCUGAUAACGGUACCAGCAGGUAUUCACUACUCUUAAACGACAAGAUAUUUUGAUCUCUCUUUCUAGUUCGAUGGAUCUGAUAUUGAUGUCCGCAGAUCUGCUCUAGAAAUCUGUUGUUCUCCUUGGUUUCAGUUUUCCCUUUAGUUUUCAUGUGCUUUAUGGUGUUCAAUGAUGUAUAAUCUAGAUUUUUUAUCGAGGUGAACUUUGUGAGAUUUGAUGUUUUCUGUAUGACUCUCUCUUUGAUUGAUGAUUGAAACGCUGUAUGCAGAAUUUAGGCUGUUUGAUCAGAUUCUCAUUUCCAAAACCCUUUUUUUGGAUUUAGAAUUUCCCAGUUUCUGAUAUCAUUUGUCAUUUGAUUGGGCUUUUCAUCAAAUUGAACGAAUUUGAUUCAAUGUUAAGAAACCAUUCGUCCAUUCAACGUGAAUUAAUACUUGUGCUUGUUUUCUUAUGCCCAUGAAGAAAAGGGCUAUGAUUCCCGUCGGAAUGAGAAUUUCGAAUGAUGAUAUAUUAUUCUGAAAACAAUCCGGUUACCUAGUCGGAUCAAUUACUUCGCACAUUACUCCUGUUUGAUUUAGCUUGUGGUGCUCAUUUGAAUUUCAAGUGUAGUUGCUAGUUUUCCUAUUGUAUUGGAUAAACUCAGAAUCUAUGAAAUCUAUGUUAAAAGUACGGAAGAAGUAACAUUCUGAAGCCUCUGAACGUGUGAACAUGAAAAAUGGAUUCAGUGGAGCUUUUUUUCCAUAGUUAUUAACGAAGUUUGUCACAGUGCUUGCUGGUGCAUCGUUUGUGAACGAAGUAGACCACUUUCUUGAAGAGCUGUUCAAAUUGUUUACCUAUCUUUUCACCUGACAACACAUACUGCUGAGUACUUAAGCGAAUAGCACAAGAUUGAGAAUUUAUUCAACUCCCUGAUGGUUAAUUUUUAUUUGCAUUUGGAAUAUAGGUUGUAGCAUAUCUUCGAAAAGAUGAAGAUUUAAAAUUUUUUGAUUCCUCGUUGGUUGAUUAAUUCAACUCUAAUAUGAAGAAAGUUUGCUCGCACAACUCUAAUAUCCUGUGUACAAAUUGUGUUUUUUUGACCCAGAAGCAGAAGUAUGUUGAAUUUUGUGCAGCGAUAUGGCCCAUUUAUAAGUUAUAAGAACAAGCUAUGGGAGAAUGGUGGUGGCCUUUAACAAACGUUUCAUUGAACUCUCUAAUCUAUUGUGAUCUGUUCUUGGUUGAAAAAAUAUUAGUAAGGUUCUUGGAAAGAACGAGGAAUGCACCAGCGGAAAUGAGAAAGUUGGACAGAAUCCGAUCGGGAUAGGAUGAGGUUGACUGAACCGAAACCAUCCUCUACACAACCGAUUGGCUGUGUAGAGAACACAACCAAAUCGGGUUGGAGACAGCUUAGAACUGGGUUGAUAGAAUCUCCAUCUCAAUUCAUGACAUUUUUUGUAUCGUUGAUCUUAAUCCUAGACACCCAUUUAAACAGUUUUUAAUUUACAAUCGAACGUAAGUGUUCGUAAAUUUUAAUUUCUAUCAAGAACAAAGCCAAUAACUGGUUUCAUGGAAUCUCAUUGCGGAUCAGCGGACCCUCCCCACCUUUUGAAUUGUCUUUGUUGUUCGUGACGUUUUUGGCCGAUUUUACUCCCUACCAGGAUCAAGCUUCCAUCAGGGGCCAAGAAGAUUGUGCCAAGCGGCUGCCGGGCCAUGAUCGGGCAGGUGGCUGGUGGGGGUCGGACUGAGAAGCCCAUGCUCAAGGCCGGGAAUGCCUUCCACAAAUACAGGGUGAAGAGGAACUGCUGGCCAAAGGUGCGGGGUGUGGCCAUGAAUCCUGUGGAGCAUCCCCACGGUGGAGGCAACCACCAGCACAUCGGCCAUGCCAGCACUGUCCGCCGUGAUGCUCCCCCUGGGCAGAAGGUUGGGCUCAUUGCUGCUCGGAGGACUGGGCGGCUCAGGGGCCAGGCCGCUGCCACUGCAGCCAAAGCCGAUAAGGGCUCUUAG
Messenger RNA from Spirodela intermedia, 2398 nucleotides. The record is from the annotation of a GenBank genome assembly. NCBI's taxonomy places the organism in Eukaryota, Viridiplantae, Streptophyta, Magnoliopsida, Alismatales, Araceae.